UUUUUUUGGAUUUCCUACGCACUCUGCUGACCCAUAACUGACUAAACUGGUUUUCGGAUUAUAUAAAUACUUAGAAGAACUAUUUCUUAAAAAAAAAAAAAAAAAAUCAAGAGAUGGUCCACUACAGGGACAGUCAGUCCGAGAGGCCACCUUUGUCUCGUAUUCUGCCGCAUCUCUACCUUGGUGCAGAGACUGACGUAACGCAGGAUGGUUUGUCCGACCGAGGCAUCUCAUACGUAUUAAGUGUGAGCCGAUGCUGCCCACAACCUUCAUUUCUGCCCCAGUCCCAGUACCUCCGUAUCCCAAUAGACGACUCCCUGCGGGAUGACCUGCUUCCUUGGAUCCCUCAGGCGUUGCACUUCAUUGAUGGGGCCAUGUCAUGUGGCUGCUCAGUCCUGGUCCACUGUGCUGCAGGAAUCUCUCGGUCUCCAGCACUUGCUGUGGCUUACGUCAUGUAUAGCCUGAAAAUGGAUCUGGAUCAUGCAUACAGGUAAUGUG
Sinocyclocheilus grahami is the source of this 498-nucleotide messenger RNA. Its product is annotated as dual specificity protein phosphatase 8-like. Lineage: Eukaryota; Metazoa; Chordata; Actinopteri; Cypriniformes; Cyprinidae. The record is from RefSeq and is a predicted model, not a curated record. The coding region runs from base 114 to 494 and encodes 126 amino acids. Gene Ontology annotation, cellular component: cytoplasm. Gene Ontology annotation, molecular function: MAP kinase tyrosine phosphatase activity; MAP kinase tyrosine/serine/threonine phosphatase activity; protein tyrosine/threonine phosphatase activity. Gene Ontology annotation, biological process: peptidyl-tyrosine dephosphorylation; negative regulation of MAPK cascade. The transcript is spliced from 4 exons.